GGACAAGCUUUUGAACAGAGCGACGGACAGCUUUGAACAGAGAGACGGACAAGCUUUGAACAGAGCGACGGACAAGCUUUGAACAGAGAGACGGACAAGCUUUGAACAGAGAGACGGACAAGCUAAAAUGGAUUGAGCAUCAAUCAGCCUAGCGAUCUGAAACAACUCUUCAAAUCCAAAGACAGACAGCCGGGUGAAAGUUCAACGGUGAAAGAAGGGGAUCCCACUCCGAUCUCACCAUGGACUGGAAGACGUUCGAGGCGCUGCUUAGCGGGGUCAAUAAAUACUCUACCGCGUUUGGACGAAUCUGGCUCGCGGUGGUCUUCGUGUUUCGCGUCAUGGUCUUUGUCGUGGCCGCAGAACGCGUCUUUAGUGAGGACCAGAAAGACUUUGACUGCAACACCCGUCAACCCGGCUGCGCCAACGCCUGUUACGACCACUUCUUUCCUUUCUCCCACACCAGGAUCUGGGCAAUCCAGCUCAUCUUCGUCACCUGCCCCACCUUCAUGGUCGUGAUGCACGUGGCGUACCGUGAGGAACGCGAACGCAAGUACCGCAUCACACAUGGUGAAAACGCCCGUCUCUACGACAACACAGGACAGAAGCACGGAGGACUCUGGUGGACAUAUCUCCUCAGCCUCUUCUUCAAGACGGCCAUCGAAGUGGCGUUCCUCUACCUCCUCCAUCUCAUCUACAACAACUUUGACCUGCCGCGCCGCGUCAUUUGCGACCUCUGGCCUUGUCCUAACCAGGUGGAUUGCUACAUCGGCCGGCCCACAGAGAAGAGGGUGUUUACCUACUUCAUGGUAGGGGCGUCGGCUGUGUGUAUAGUGCUCAACGUGUGUGAGAUCUUUUACCUGAUAGCCAUCCGGUUGCUGAGGAUCAGUCAUCGGGGAAGCCUCCGUACCUCCCCCAACAUUAGGUGCUCUGAGCUGGACUGUGAUGGGUGGCAGACGCUGGCGGCGACAACAGAGUACCAGGAGUGCAACGAGGCCAACUUGUCCAUGGAGAAGAAAAGUACAUCUAUAUUUUGAGUCAGACAUGAAACGUUUUACAAUUUAACUUUUAUUAGAUGACACAUCUUUAUUGACUAAAUGUUGUCAAACAAAAUCUGAGUUUUAUCAAUACAUUUAUUUUAGUCAAAUGUAAUUUUUAUGGCCACCACCUCCUCACCCUCCCUCACGGACACGCCUCUGUGAGGGUGAGAGACUGACGAAGGUUAAGAGUUCUUGAAAGUGAUUUGACAGGUCGUGUUUCCCCUGCUCAGACGUCGGAUGACGAAUACCAGAGUUUACAACACAUGGUCGGUAUUUUACAUAUCAGCUAACCGCAUCUUAUGCUAAUCUGGUGCCCGACUGCACAGUCGAUGUUGUCGCAGCCAAUCAUUGGUUGAUGCACGUAACGUCUCAGCAAGGAAACACAACACCCUGCUCAUCCGAUCUGGUCCCCUGCUUUUUUCUGUUCAUUUAUUAUUAUCAUCAUUGUAACGGCUGUCCUCGCUGACAGACGGAGAGGAC
Salvelinus sp. IW2-2015 is the source of this 1517-nucleotide messenger RNA. RefSeq names its product gap junction beta-3 protein-like. NCBI's taxonomy places the organism in Eukaryota, Metazoa, Chordata, Actinopteri, Salmoniformes, Salmonidae. Gene Ontology annotation, molecular function: gap junction channel activity. Gene Ontology annotation, biological process: cell-cell signaling. The record is from RefSeq and is a predicted model, not a curated record. Gene Ontology annotation, cellular component: connexin complex.